ACAAGGAAUGAUGUGAUAUAAACUUGCGUUAUUUCAGCUCACAUUAUAUGAACGUAACACCAUGGAGGCCAUCGGAUUGGUCACAGGUCUUCUUCUGGUUCUUCUUGAAGAUGUGAGGGCAGAGUUCUGUGCCGGUAACAUGGCGUAUUGCGAGAGUGGUUGUUGUGGAAGCACUUGUUGUGCAGACAACAUAAACAUUCCAGUCAUCGUCGGAUCGACUGUGGGUAGCUUAGCCUUCAUCGUCAUCGUCAUCAUUUCCAUCUGUGUCUAUUUGAAGAAAUCAAAUAAAUCAGCCCGCACUAUCGGCGAUGACCCAAACAUGAUGGCAACUGCAGCACUUGCUGCCCAACAAGCUGGGAUUUCACCCCAGAUGGUCCCGCCGUUUGGAUACAGUGCCUACCCCAGUCCGACAAAUUAUUAUGGGAUGCAGCCUAAUCCUCUUCUUUCUUCCCCACUUUCUGCUAAUCUUCCUCCUCCUUAUCUUGCUCCUUAUCUUGCUCCUGCUAAUCAUGCUCCUUAUCUUGCUCCUGCUAAUCAUGCUCCUUAUCUUGCUCCUCCUAAUCUGACUUCUGCUAAUCCAGCUCCUGCUAAUCAUCCUCCUCCUAAUCCUGCUGCUGCUAAUCCUGCUCCUCCUAAUCCUCCCCCUGCUAAUCCUCCUCCUAAUCCCCCUCCUGAAAAUCCUGCUCCUCCGAAUCCUUCUCCUCAACAGGCGCCUUCCCCUAACUAAACAGUUAGCUUAGAUGAUGAUUACAGCCUACCGCAAUUGUGCACCCAGAUAUAUGAAAUACUUAGCUAUACUGCUCAAAAGAAGUUAAAACACCCGAUUCUGUCAUGGUACUACACAAGGUAGCUAAUGUGUCAGUAAUUACCGUCAGUAAUAUGGAAGAAAAAUGGCGUGACAUGUUAAUCUUAGCGAUAUGAAAGAACUGGGUGUACUUUAUAUUCACAUAUACGCUUCUUUGGAGAUAUAUAAAUUACACUUUGCAGACCAGUUAGCCUCAGAUAAGUCCUCUUCUGUCUCUCUGUCUCUCUGUGUUGCUGUCUCUGUCUGUCUCUCUCUCUCACACACACACACACACACACACACACACACACACAUACACAUACACACACAUAGUAUUAUUCAAGAGAAUAUUUUCCAAAUAAGUGCAGCAUUCAAAAGGGACUCAUAAAAUGAGUUAGAAAAUACGACAAAGAGCAGUAAAAUGGUGCUCUGUCAGGAUCAGGUCCUUCAGCUUUUGAACUAUGUGGGUUCUACCUGUCACUUCGGUGCCAAGGUAUUCCAAAAGGUGUUUAAUUGGGAUCAAAUCUCGUUUUGUCAUUGUUAAAUCACGUCGUACUCAAGUUAAUGUUCAUGUGGAUCAACAUAUUUUCACUUCACAUCAGCUGAAUAAAAUAAGCUUCUCUUUCAAGAUGAUUUUGUAACAUGCUUUAUACAUUUAGAAAAUACGCCUCUCUUUCAAGAUAAUGUUUUAACAUGCCUUAUUCAUUUAUUAUAAGUGAUUAUCAUAGCAUCAUAUGUUUAUUGUUCAAAAAUGUUUAUCCAUAUGGUUUGAGAUACAUGGAAAGGAAAAGUUUGUACGAUUGUAAUGUGAUUUACAGCGUCGUCGACGUACCAGAGAUAGCAUUGUUGUCAUGUUUAGCGACUUCACGUAGAGACAAGAGUCCAUGUUAAUGAAGUUCGAUAGCAAAGGGCCUGAAUGUGCUUUGAAUCCCUGCUUCUUCGUGAUCAGUCGGUAUAAUUAUAAUUCAUGGAUAAUAAAGGUAGUGUCGAUAAUAAAGACUUGUGGAUGUA
Haliotis rubra (blacklip abalone) is the source of this 1795-nucleotide messenger RNA. RefSeq names its product vegetative cell wall protein gp1-like. Lineage: Eukaryota; Metazoa; Mollusca; Gastropoda; Lepetellida; Haliotidae. The transcript has 4 exons. The record is from RefSeq and is a predicted model, not a curated record. Bases 62 to 727 code for a protein of 221 amino acids.